Molecule: messenger RNA, 3987 nt
Organism: Porites evermanni
Lineage: Eukaryota; Metazoa; Cnidaria; Anthozoa; Scleractinia; Poritidae
Source: the annotation of a GenBank genome assembly
UGUGAAGUGAAACAUGGCAGCUGACCAGGAGACUUCAGCAAAAACCAAGGUGAUUUGUGACAAGCUUGGGGAAAUAGAAUUAGAAUGCUUUGAAAUACGAAAGAGUACCUCAGGUAAUUUUUACUCUCUGCUUAGAAUAUUAUGAUUUCAGUGGGAAAGUGGGGCAUUUCGCUUGUGGAAUCCGGAAAUUUGGAAUCCUGAAAUUAUACGGCUCGGGGAAUCCGGAAUCCCAGUAAUAAUAUAACGAAUGCAAUCGGGAAUCUAAGUUCCAAUGCCAAAGAAUGCGAAAUCCAGAACCCGAAAUCCGGAAUCCACGGCAUGGAAAUUAAGCCUGUCUAGGAUUCCCAGUUACAUUGGGCGAAAGAUCCUUAUGGGUUUGUCAUGCUUGCCCUCUGUCAGCCCCAUUUGCCUCCACAAAAUAUCAGGAAUGAUCUAUUUAUCCUUUCCCACUCUACUAAGCAAAAAAUUUUUUUUUUCAUACCUUCCUUCCGUAGGGUUGAUGAAUUGGGGCAGGGGGUGGGGCAUGGGGGGAGGAGGGGCAUGAUAUUGAAUGUGAGUAGUUAGUUAAUCAUACUCUGACUUUUAUUGCUUUUAACCUGAUAAAAGGAAUGUAACCAAGCAUUUGUUGUUGUUGAUUUGUUGUUGUUUUCAGAUUUGAAGGAACUUGAAUUAUUGGAUAAAGUACAGGACAAGUGUAGAUCUUGUGGUCAUUUGCUUGAAAAAUGGUAAGAUCAGCCCUAGGGGCUGGAAACAGACAACAGACCUACUAUGCCUAUACCAAGAUGUAAAAGUGGUAGUAAAAAGCCUAGUAUUCUUCCACAUUGAUAAUAAUCACAGGAGUUCCAUAUUUUAUUGAUCGUCAAAACAGGAAAGAUGCAGCAGAGAAAGAGGAGGUGCUGGGCAUGAUUCUACAGCAGUAUUCACAGGUACGGUAAAGACAAAAUAUAGUGAGGUAGACCUGUACUUGACCUUAUAUGUUGUUGCUGAUAUAAAGAGGAAGCUAAACUGACUUUGAAUGUUUCAGGCAGUUCUUGAUUUAACAUAUGUCAUAGAAUGUCGACUGGUUAAUGACGACUUUCCACAAGAUAGAAGUAAAGAAGAAAUUGGACAUGUUAUAGGUAACAAGAGACUGAACUAGAUAUAAAAUCUGUCAAAAUACAGAAAUCAUUUGAGUAUCGGUUAAAUAAGUGGAAGUUUGAUUAUUUAGUGCAUCCUCUUAUACCUCUGUUAUUUCUAUUAUGUACAGCAAAAACCACUGUUCCUCAAGUUUAACUCAAUAGACAAUUUUGGGUUUAUAUCUGUGGACUAUUUUAUUUUAACAUUUUUGUGUCUUGAUUAAGGUAGGCUAGACCAACCUCAGCAACUAGUGAAGGAAACUUUUGGACAAGAGGAUCAGGUAAAGGAAAUAAGUUACCCUUUAACUUAUAGUAUCCACAUCAAGUUAAUCAUUAGGUAGUCAAUGAACAAAAAUAAAAGCACCAAAGAAAAGUCAUGCCUGUUAAUUAUUAUUAUCAUUAUUAUUAUUCUAAAUCUGUCAUUAAUCCUUUUUAUUUUAGUCUUUGCUUUGAAUGAUAGGGGGUAUAGCUGAGUAAUAAGAGAAGAAAAAAAUAGAGAUGCACUGUGUACCAAAUUGGAUCAAGAAACAGAAAUAAGAACUCCAAAGUUGGAGCAGCAUUGGUAUACCUUUAUGUUUCCAAAAAUAAACCUCCAAUAUACCAUUAAAAUGGUUGGGGUAUUGAGGUUCAACAUGUUAUCGCUAAAACAUCAGAUACAAUACAGUCAAACUUGCUUUAUGUUAUUUAUCACAACCUGCUAAACCCUUGUAAGUUUCAUUACAGACUGUCACUGCCAAAAAUUGUGUUGUCAUGUUCAGGGAUCAUGCCAUUAUUCCCACAAAGUAGUAAAGUUAUGGGAAGAAGUUAGCUAAUUUCUGGUCAUGAUAAUACCUCAUAGGGUUUUAAUCAGUAAACUGCAAACUGUACAGUGGAGUGAGACCUACUGGUAGUUGAUCUAGCAAAGAAUAUGAACUUGGCAAUCCAGCCAUUGAACAACAUAGACCUCAAGCAAUGAGCUCCCAAAGACAGUACAAUAAUUGCAACACCCUUAUUACCUCCCAAUAACAAACUAUGUUUUAACUGUUUUAGGCCAUUCAAGUAUUAGGCACAGAUAUGGUGGAAUGUCUGUAUUGGAGGCGUGGUGCUCUGUGUUAUAUGUACUGCCAUACAGUUUUUAACAAUGCUCCAAGAGUGCAGCUCAGUGAAUGGGAUUUCAUUCAGGUAUGACUCUGCCUUGAGCUAAUGGCUUGCCUUGGUUAUAUUCUGGACCUGUCAUUUCCUGGGAGAAGUUAGGUUGAUUCACAUGGAGAGCUAUAAUUAUGCAGGUUUAAUUGAGUACCAUUGCUCCAUUUUCUAUAAAAUUGUUGAAUGUCUGUGAUUGGUAGUCAAUUAAUCAUUGAUCUUUUAGGAGACAGUGAGGAGCAAUCUAACAAGUUUUUUUUUCUUUGAAGGAGGUAAUCUUAAUGUUGAAUAACACCAACCAAUUCACUGCCAUGACAUCUUUUGUUUCACUUCUACCUUGCAGUGUGCUGAGUCAGGAGUUGUUUAUCUUGAGUCAAUGCUAAGUGUCCGUUCACCUCUUGUUGUGGACGAGUAUGAAAACACGAAGGACUCUGAAAUGGUGAAGUUUCUUCAAGAAGGUAGGUGGAGAUACAACAGGUAUGGUGCAACAGGAUCUAACUUGCAUGCUGUUAAAAAGAUCUAAGAAGGGCCAUUUUUUGUGAAAUUUAGCGAAGCCUCGCAGAUAGCACUGACUCAUGGAGACCACAGAUACCUCUGUUGCUUACUCAGCUGGAGAACAUCACUACCUUACAUGCUGCCGCCCCUUCUUACCUCUCUGGUCCCUCUGUGAUUCAGUCACUGGGUCCAAUUGAGUGAAACCUGUUUUGCUUUGUUUUAAUUCUACUGUCAAGGCUGCUGGAGCAUGUCUAUAGGGCGUGGUCACUUAAAGUAGUUUAUUUUUGCAGGUGUAUUUAGCGAUACCCACCUUCUUGCACUGAUGUACGCAGGUGAGCUGUGUUACUGGCAUUGGCAGAUAACAAAAGAAGAAAAAGACGCAACUUUGAGGAAAUUUGAUUCAGUGGCAAGUGGGAGGAAGUUUCUGAAAAAAUUUGUGAACAUUGUCAAGGGAAAUUUACAAGGACAACAAGGCUGGGACUGCUCCAGAGCUGAACAACUUCUCACUGAAUUUCCUGUAUCCUGAUGUUUGUAACCCGGCUACUUGCAUGUGAGGUCGAUGCUGUUAUGCCGGAACAUUAUCUUGUUGCCCUGUUAGAUUUUAAUAAAUGCUGAGGACAACAGCAGCGAUUAGAUCAAAUUCUUCACAACGCAAGGAAAGCUGAGAACACACCCAGCUGCACAAAAGAAAUCUUCUCGAUGAAUUGAUAAGAAUACAUAUGUACUUAGCUACCGCCCUGUAUUGUCACUAAUGCAAUUGUUGUUAAAGUCCCCGUUAGAAGAGUUAAUUUAGGACAAAUGUUAUCAGUAGGCAGCUUAAGCAGCAACGACGCCGACGGCAGUGACAACGUCCCUAAAAUAAUAAAUUUGAGUUCCUUUUAAACUUUAUCGCGUCUAUUUUAGACCCUCUCAAUUUCUCAAUCUCAAUGUUUCCUGAGGCGAGAUUCUCGGGAAACAAAAUUAAAUGCUUCCCUCGGGACCGGUCAUCAAGGGUUUAUUGUUUUGUUUUGUUUUUUGUUUUUUUACGUUGUCGUUGCAGUCGUCGUCUUGGAUGCCUUAGCUCCCUAUUUACUGUAUUAAAACUCGGAACAACAACAAUGUCUGCCGAGUUACAUUAGUAUGGUGUUGCCUGGAAUGAUAAUGCCAACACCAGGGAAAACUACAAUAAUAAUAGCAAUUUUCCGCCAAGGCAGUCCAAAAUAACUUUGUUAAAUAAUAAACUGGUUAAUUCAUCUUCCGCUUUAACAAUCAAAUA